UUCAUACAAAUUUAAAAGAAAACAAAACAAAGCCAUGGCUUCUCCUCCCCCACUAUCAUCCAACACAAUUACCACUUUUUACUCCACCGCCCCUUCAAUCUGUCAUAUCUUUCCAAACAAAACCCAGAUUUCCUUACUCAGAAAUCGUAUCAGAGGAUCAUGUAAAGCAACAAUCAAUAGUGACCAAAACCAUGUAAAAUUUGAUGGGAGGAGAAAUGCGCUUGUCGGUCUAGGAGGGCUCGCCUUGGCUAAUCUGAGCGGCAUAACAAGGCCUUUUGGUGCAGCAAAUGCGGCAGAGACCUCAAAAAAAGUAGCACUGGUGCAGAGCAGUGAGCUGCCCAUAGCUUUGGACUCGGUGAUCAGUGUGAUUGUGGAAAGGCCAAGGAAGUCGAGGAGCCAGAAGGAGAAGGAAGAGGAAGAGGAGGUUUUGGUGAUUGAAGGGGUUGAGUUUGUGGCAGAUAAGGCUCUGGUAUUUGAUGUGCAUGUGAACGAUGAUGAGAACUCGCUGAGUCGACCCGACAAGGCCGAGUUUGCUGGGAGCUUGGUGUUUUUGCCGCAGUACAAGAAGAAGGUGAAAACCAGCCUGCAUCUUGGGAUAACGGACUUGUUGGAGCAAAUUGGAGCUGACGAUGAGAGCUUUAUAAAGGUCACUUUGGUGCCAAGGUAUGUCCUGCGUCCUGUCACCAUUGGUGGGAUCAAGAUCGAUUAUUUUGCCUAGCCUUAGCCUGAGCCUACGACCGCAUAAUGAAUUAAGAUACUGAAUCAAGUUGCUCUGUUUCAACUUGUGUAAGUUUCAUCCUCUAUAAGUUUGUGUAACACAUACGAGUUAAGUAGCAUUGUUGUUUUGAUUAGUUAACCACAAAAUCAUGCAAAACAAACAUUUUCUUCAUUGCGGGAAGACGAGUUUGAAUGUUAGAUUGAGAGAGACCCCAAACCUUCCCAACCCCAAAAGUCACAAGAUGCUAAGCAAAUGCAGAUAAAAGUGUGGAUGGAAGCUCACGUAACACGCUCUUUUCUGCAGUGAAAUUUUGGUGGAAUGCUCUCAAACAACACCCCAAAAGACAAAAGGCUAGAAACUUAAGCAACAGAUUAUACUAUUAUUGGUUUUUGAAGUUGCCGCAAGAGAUAUCAGUUAUUGGGCUUCCUCUAUGGAUUUGAAAAGGUGUUACACUCUGUAGUAUCCAAUUUCUAAAAUUAAUUAAAUAUUAUCUUGGCGAUUGCAAAUUAAA
Messenger RNA from Prunus persica (peach), 1229 nucleotides. Its product is annotated as polyphenol oxidase, chloroplastic. The transcript has a single exon. NCBI's taxonomy places the organism in Eukaryota, Viridiplantae, Streptophyta, Magnoliopsida, Rosales, Rosaceae. Gene Ontology annotation, molecular function: catechol oxidase activity. The coding region runs from base 35 to 718 and encodes 227 amino acids. The record is from RefSeq and is a predicted model, not a curated record.